AUGGAUUUUAGUGAAGAAGAGAAACAAAAAAUUAUAAAAGAAGUGAAAAUAUUAUCAAAACUGAACUCCGAUUUUGUGGUUAAAUAUUACAACUCGUGGUCUGAAGAGAAACAUGUGUUCAUUCAUAUGGAGUAUUGCUGUCAAACACUCGGAGAUGUAAUCAAAGACAAAUCCGUUGUAUUUGGCAGACAAUUGUCGGAAGCAAUGAAUUUAUACGAGUAUUUCAUUUCGUGUGAAAUACUUCGGGAACUCUUGCAAUGUUUGCAAUACAUUCAUGACUUAAAUCCACCGGUCAUUCACCGGGACUUAAAACCUACAAACAUUUUAAUUGUCAACAAUACUAAUAAUAACCGGUUUGUAAAACUCGGUGACUUUGGUGUGGCUACACAUCACGGCAUGACAUCCAUGAGCCACACCUUAAACAUAGGAUCCCCACAAUAUAUGGCACCCGAAGUGUUUCAGAGCCGUUACACCACUAAAGUAGACAUUUAUAGUCUGGCAGAAGUGUACGGUUUGACCACAUUUUCAGCCAAUUUCCACAAAUUAUAUCAAGUAAUAGGACUAAUGUCUCACGGAUUGGUUGACAACCGACCGACUAGUAGUCAGAGAAGUGUCCACACAUAUGGUCUCUCUUAUGGAGAGGCCUAUCAUUAA
This is a messenger RNA of Medioppia subpectinata, 654 nucleotides long. The record is from the annotation of a GenBank genome assembly. NCBI's taxonomy places the organism in Eukaryota, Metazoa, Arthropoda, Arachnida, Sarcoptiformes, Oppiidae.